GUUUGGCAUAGUUACGCAAAUGAAUGUACAUCGGUUUUCUGAGGCCGGCGGUGUAGAAGAUGGCGGCGAAAGUUCUCAAACUCUAACCUGUGCUUAGACGGUUAACCGUACAAUCAAAUGCAAAGCAAGGGCAAUUGGAGGAGUUUAUAUAUGAGUUAGGACUUCCAGUAUGUACCGUUUGCUGGUAAAUUAGCCUUUUGCUGGCGAUAACUAUGCAAGCCACAAGACUUCAAAUAAUUAAAAACGACCCUAACAAAGAUGACAGAUUCUGCAAAAUUUUAACUACUCCGGCCGUUUUAUUAGAGAAUGAAGUCCAGUCGUACAGCAAGGACCUCCUUCGUCAAAGGGAGAUGGGAGCUAACUUAGGUGGGCAUACGGGAAGGCAACAGAUAACACUACAACCACGCUCCAAGGCUGUUGACAAAAAGCCAUACUCGCACAAGAAACCAAACUCUAAAUCCGUGGGAUUUUACAACGAAGAUGAGCUCGCAGAUACUAAGGAGGGAGUCAAUCCGAAUACCAAGUCGAAUGAUCCUGGCUGGUGCGACAGUAGCUCGAAAGGAUUCCCCGAUGCCAACAGUAACAAGAUAAGGGCGCACAAACGGCGCCGUGUUACGUUAAAUGUGUCCGGAUUCCGCUAUCAAACAUAUGUUGAAACUCUGGACAAAUUCCCAACCACUCUGUUGGGUGAUCCAGCGAAAAGGAGGGAAUAUUUCGAUCCGGAUCUCAAUGAAUAUUUUUUCGAUCGCAAUAAACAAGUAUUUGAGAUUAUCCUCUAUUUCUAUCAGUCUAAUGGCCGACUGGUGUGCCCACCAGACCUUGCGCCGGAGAUUCUUCUGGAAGAGGUUGAAUUUUUUGAUCUUGGAGAGACCGCGAUUAAUGCUGUCAAGGAACUCUUAACGGACGAGGAACCGGACGAAACGCCUAGAGACAUGCCUACAAAUAAAAUCCAGACGCAAUUCUGGAACUUGUUUGAAUACGCCGAUUCUAGCAAAGCCGCGCGAGUAAUCGCGUUAUUCUCGGUCUCAAUAAUUGUUGCCUCGAUUGCCGUCUUAUGCGUAGAGACAUUACCGAACUUUGCAAUACUACCUAUACACGAUCCCAAUAACACCGAAGAAGUGCUCAGAGUAAACAAGCACAAUGAAGGUGCAAUAUUGGCUCGGAGAUGGUUCGGUUACCUUGAAGCCGCAUUCAUCGCUUGGUUCACGCUCGAGUAUUUGGUACGGUUUUUGUCAAGUCCGAAAAAAUGUCCGUUCGUGAGGUCAUUCCUGAACGUUAUAGACAUCCUGGCAAUAGUGCCUUUCUACAUCGACCUCAUCCUGAACUCUGUUCAAUCCAACGACGGCACUCUAUCUUUAGCCUUUCUGAGGAUCCUGCGUUUAGUUCGGGUUUUCCGAAUUUUCAAGCUCUCCCGGCACUCCAGUGGGCUACAAAUACUAGGCUUGACUUUGAGAAAAAGUCUACGUGAGCUUGGGCUGCUUAUCUUUUUCCUCUUCAUCGGUGUUGUCAUCUUCUCCAGCAUGGCCUACUAUGCAGAGGCCGGGACAAAGGAUACCCAUCUGGGACGGAGUAUCCCGGACACAUUCUGGUGGGCGCUCGUUACCAUGACAACAGUUGGAUAUGGUGACCUGGUUCCUAAGACUCUAUGGGGAAAGCUUGUUGGCUCGUGUUGUGCGCUGUGCGGAGUGCUUGCUAUAGCACUUCCGGUUCCUGUCAUCGUAUCCAAUUUUGAUGCCAUUUACAAGAAACAUCGAAGCCGCAAAAUCAAGUCAGGCUGCGAUGAUGAGGAAGGCCGUAAGAUCAGCAUCAUGGUGUCUUCCUGUUCUACUUCAUCAAACGACGAAGGCGUCGAGUCCCCCUCCCUCUACCACGGAGGCUUCCAAGGGCCGUACGAGAAACCCAACGAGAAACGAAACGGAGAUCUACGCCUCAACUGCGAGGAAAAUACCCCGGAAAAACGCAACCCAGAGAACAGUGAGUCAAAACCGUUGCUUUCAGAGAAUCCGGACCAGUUAGAGAUGGCACCGCUGAACAACACGAAAAAGAAUGAGGAAAAGGAGAACACGGAGUUGUCCAGACAGACCUCAGUGUAGUUCCACAAUGGAAAUUAAUAACUAAUAAUCAUUACAAGCUGACUUUAUUUUAUAAAUUAUUUUUAGACUUGUCGGCGCCUGCGCGUCUUUUAACAUGAAGGAAAUUGCAAGUUUGUCCCACAUCUUGCGUAUGGCUUAUCACCCUCGGAAAAGAGUAUCUCGGAAAAGAACGUCCCGGAGAGAGUAUUUUGGAAAAAAAAUAUCGGAAGAGAUAUCUCGGAAAAGAGUGUCUCGGAAGAGGGUAUCUCGCAAAAGAACGUCCCGGAGAGAGUAUCUUGGAAAAAAAAAAUAUCGGAAGAGAUAUCUCGGAAAAGAGUAUCUCGGAAGAGGGUAUCUCGCAAAAGAACGUCCCGGAGAGAUUAUCUUGGGGGAAAAAAUCUCGGAAAAGAGUAUCUCGGAAGUGAGGAUCUCGGAAAAUAAUUAUCUCGGAAAAGAGUAUCUCGGAAGAGGGUAUCUCGGAAAAGAGUAUCUCAGAAGAGGGUAUCCCGGAAAAGAGUAUCCCGGAAGAGAGGAUCUUGGAAAGAAAAUCUCAGAAGAGAGGAUCUCGGAAAAGGGUAUCUCGGAAUAGAGUAUCCCGGAAGAUAGGAUCUCGGAAAAAAAUAUCCCGGAAAAGAUCCUGCAAAUAAAUAUCUCGGUAAAAAGUGUCUCGGAAAAGAGUAUUCUGCAAUUAUGCAACAUAUAAAUUCUCAUGUGAUUGAACAGAUACAAUGAGGGAAUACAAAUUAUCUUUACAUAAACUUCACAUGAGGAAUAGAAAUGAUUUAGUCAACGUAUAUCGAUACUGAGUCUUCUUGGGUUCUCAAAUGUCGAGAAAGACUGUCUUUACGACUAAUGCUGAUCCUAGAACUAAAUAAUUGUGUAACGUAGAUCAUCUUCACAUAAACAUCGUCCGAUCCUCAAAGAACAAGAAAGAUCAAUGGAAGGACGCCGGUCGUCAAUGUACAAGACACAGGUAUCCCGAAGGCUGCUGCUAAAGGAGUGUAACAGAUAGGGGACACAAAUGACAUGCUCCAGGAUCCAGCGUACUUUGCGGGCGCUCCCAAAGAGUGACCUUCGGGUGCGCCCGCAAAGCAUGCUGGAUUCUUGAGCAUGCAAAAAUAAUGGUCAUCUGUUCAAGAAUUUCUUCAGGUGUUUCAAAGGGUGGUCGGAAUUCACAAGGGAUGCCAUCUAUGGUGGUCAAUAUCAGAAAAUGAAGUGAGAGAUGGCACAGCUAACGGCUUUCGAAUGUUGUCGGCAACAGAUAAAGCCGACCGUAUUAUGUGCAAAAGAGCAGAGGGUUGCAACGACAAUAGAGUGCAUAAUUGAUCCGAUAUCCAUGUUGCAGGUCAACAAAUGCGAUUCAAGGCCCGUAGACCCGACUUGAGUGACAGUGUUGUUUUCUUUUGAAUAUUCAAAACUCUUAUCAUUUUGAAAAUACUUCUUUUUCGAUUGUUUGAUAAUUUAUAAACGGAAUUGAGCUGUUUUAAUUGUAGGAUGGAUUGAAAUUCACCCCGAUUCAAGUGGAAUUAUUUUGUUACUAAGGUGAACACGGGGUGAGGUCUUUCUAUGUCGACUUGAUAGGGCUGCUCGUCGUAUUUUUAGGGGUCAAAAUCGGACCUCAGGUAUUUUUAGUGGGUAUACAAAAAAAUUGGCUUUUUUUUCUUAGAAAUGGUAUUUUCUAGGGAUCCUGAGGUAUUUUUAAAUAGCAAUUUUUGGCGUGCAGGUAUUGUAUGGGGUAUUUUCGAAUUUCCUGACGAGCAUCCCUACCAUUUUUACCCUGAAGACCCCCCUCGAGGGUGAAGAUUUCAUAACCUACAAACCCACGUGUCACGCAAGUCGAAAAUCGAGGGGCUUUAAAUCUUGUAGCUCCAAAUCGCGCGGCCGCUCCUCAGAGUUAAGUUGCUUUACGCAGGAUCAGUUUUACAUUUAGGUGAAGGUGCCAAAAUAAGGGGAAAAUAAGUAAAGGCCUGCAAGCAUGCUUGCUUGUAACCUAUCGGAUAUCAUGGCCACAUACGGCACACAAUCCUUCUAUGUAUACCAAAGAGAAUCAUGAGAAAUCACAGUCAUAUUUAUUUACACACAGGAACAGAAUUCUUAUAAAUAUAUAUAUUUUCUUUUUGAGAUGUAAACAAAUAGGGUAGUACAAGUUUAACCUAGAAUUUUGGCCUUGCUUUAUCUAAUGUCGCUAUAGUGCUCUAAAACGCUGCGUAGGGACUGACACGUCGAGUCCUAGAACCUAGCCUUUAAGCCCAUUGCAAACAACUCCAGCAUCACUGUUGAGAACCUUCCUAGCUAGUACAGCAUGCUGCGCGGGACUGGGAAGAAGCUCAACAGCUUUUCCAUGUCUCGUGGUCAGUUAAGCGAGGCUGCUGCAAUGAUGUAUCAGGGCCGUAGCAGGGUGUGGGGCACUGGGGGCACGUGCCCUCAAUGUGUUCGUAAUUUAUAAGAAAAUCACCAGUAGGGGGGUGACCGUGCCCUCCAAUAGUAUCUUCAUAUUUCUGAACCCCCACCCCCUCCUCCCCGAUUCGAGGCCUGCUAUAGCUCUGACAGAUCACUGAUGAUGGCGUUGUUUGCUCAGGGGUUAGGGUAACUUCUGAAUGGACACAGUGACUCAGGCCGGGAUGACUAAUCCAAUAAAUUGCUCUGUUUUGAAUAAGAUUCAUUAGGUUCAUCUUCACGUUAAUACGUUAUUUAUUACUUCAAACAUUUCCUUUGUAGUAUUCAAAAGAAUAUUCCAUGAAUCACCAAUGGUUGAAAAUGGACGCAAAAUUUAUUGUCAUCCGUGCUCUCUUUGCGAGAUGGGAUCCCAAUGACUAAAAGGGGGUUUAUCAAGCUUGUCGAAAAUGCACUGCAUUCUCAUUUCAAUUAGCAGCAUGGUUGGGUACGCGACGCGGUCUAUUUGACUCGAACGAACUCGUGCCCUAGAUGUAGUAUAAAUAUAGUAUAAAUAUACCGACAUUUUAGUGACUAGUAUGAUAGUAUAAUCUGAAGUACAGGCAAGAGCAAGGUACAUAAUUUGACCUGCUAAGGAUGGAAAUGUAUAAAAAUUGAAGAUAGAUUUGUUAACUAUUUUUGCCAUAGGGCUGAUGUUGAAUAUAUUUUCGUAAAUAAAUCAGUAAAUCCAA
Nematostella vectensis (starlet sea anemone) is the source of this 5197-nucleotide messenger RNA. Its product is annotated as shaker-related potassium channel tsha2. The coding region runs from base 213 to 2093 and encodes 626 amino acids. Gene Ontology annotation, molecular function: delayed rectifier potassium channel activity; protein binding. The record is from RefSeq and is a predicted model, not a curated record. Lineage: Eukaryota; Metazoa; Cnidaria; Anthozoa; Actiniaria; Edwardsiidae. Gene Ontology annotation, cellular component: voltage-gated potassium channel complex; membrane. Gene Ontology annotation, biological process: potassium ion transmembrane transport; protein homooligomerization. The transcript has 5 exons.